Molecule: messenger RNA, 1580 nt
Organism: Podospora pseudocomata
Lineage: Eukaryota; Fungi; Ascomycota; Sordariomycetes; Sordariales; Podosporaceae
Gene: GCS1
Product: ADP-ribosylation factor GTPase-activating protein gcs1
Exons: 4
Coding region: 456-1580 (374 amino acids)
Biological process (GO): regulation of ARF protein signal transduction; regulation of endocytosis
Cellular component (GO): Golgi membrane
Molecular function (GO): GTPase activator activity
Source: RefSeq, a predicted model, not a curated record
GGUAGGAUGUCGCGGCCAGGGGAAGUGGGGCUGGCCACUGAUACAAGAGAUGAAUUAAGAAUCGAUGGUCGGAGCUCUGCUGUCUUUGUUAGAAGUGUAAACUUCUUCGCCAAAUACUGUGUCAUCGGACAUUAUUAGCUACCUUAGGUAGCUAGCACUGGCAGUUUUUUUUUUAACACACCGGAGCCGAUUCGUGGCUUUUUUAGGUGGUGCCGUGCGGUAGGUUGGGCGGGAGCUGUUCAAUUUCGCGGGCUGGAACUCAAGCGACACGGCCGCCCUUUUUCCCCGUUUGGUUUCAAACGCCACGCGACAACUUCCGACUGCUUUCUUUUGCAACACACCGACUGUGAUGCAACGCAACGAACCCCCCCCAAUAAAUAACGACGAGAAUUGAUUGCAAACAUUGCCGAAACAACAGAACAGUACAGAGGGAAACAAAUACAGAAGGAAGCAAGAUGGCAGCCAACGCCAUGUGGGAGGUUGAUCCCGAGACGAGGAGCAAGCUCGUCACGAUCCAAUCCGAACCCGGCAACUCCCUCUGCUGCGACUGCGGCGCCCCGUCUCCCCAAUGGGCAUCCCCCAAGUUUGGAAUCUUUAUUUGCUUGUCUUGCGCCGGAGUUCACCGCGGACUGGGUGUUCACAUCUCUUUUGUGCGAUCAAUCAGCAUGGACGCGUUCAAGCAAGCCGAAAUCGAGAGGAUGAGACUGGGAGGGAAUGAGAACUGGAAGAAGUUCUUUGAGGAGCACGAGACAAACAAGAUGAUGGGGGUGAGCUGGGAGGGUGCGACGAUUGCGGAACGAUAUUCAGGGGAGGUGGGUGAGGAGUGGAAGGAGAGGUUGAGCUGUAAAGUUGAGGGGAGGGAGUAUGUUCCCGGGCAGAAGAAGGAGACACCGGUGGCCAAGAGCUCACCGGCGGCGGCGGCGGCACCGUUGGGAGGGAGUAGGACGGGGAGUCCAGCGAAUGCUGCGCAGGGCGGGGGGAAGAUCAAGGUGGAUGUGGAUUACUUUGCUAAGCUGGGGGAGAGGAAUGCGGGUAGGUCGGCAGAUUUGCCGCCGAGUCAGGGGGGGAAGUAUCAAGGGUUUGGCAGCUCGGGGACGUCGAUGCCGCAGAGGAGUAAUCAGCAGCAGGCCGGGUUGCCGGGGCUGGAUGAUUUGCAGAAGGAUCCGGUGGCGGCGUUGAGUAAGGGGUUUGGGUGGUUUACGAGCUCAGUUGCGAAGACGGCGAAGACGGUGAAUGAGGGGUUUAUUCAGCCUACUGCUAAGCAGAUUGCCGAGUCAGAAUUUGCCGCGCAAGCUCGUGUUGCUGCUGCCAAUGCGGCCAAGGCUGCUCAGGCUGGCACAAAGACUGCUUCUGAAGGGUUCACAAGAUUUGUGGAGGGACCUUCAGGUAGUGGGUAUAAGCCUGUGAGGAGUGAGAACUUUGAUGAGAGCAAGAGGGCGUUCUGGGAUGAUUUCGCAUCGGCGGCGGACAACAGGAAGACGAGCGGGAACUCCAUUGGGACUUCGGCGCUGGGUGGGAACAAGCCUUCUUCCUCCGCGCCUCCGAAGCAGAAUAAUAAGGACGAGUGGGAGGAUUGGUAG